Molecule: messenger RNA, 288 nt
Organism: Parnassius apollo (apollo)
Lineage: Eukaryota; Metazoa; Arthropoda; Insecta; Lepidoptera; Papilionidae
Source: the annotation of a GenBank genome assembly
AUGAAUACAAAUUACGCUGUAAAGUAUCUGAAGGAAAUCGAAAAAACAAUUGCAACAAAAAUAAAUUUAGUAAAAGAACCCAGUGAACUUUUAGAAUCAAAGCAACAUUACUAUGAUGAAGUUUUAAAGAUUUACCAAGAGGCAUUUACAAGGUUGAUUGAAUAUUCAGUAACUUUUUCCAAACUUUUAAAUGAAAUAAAUAAAGCUUAUAGAAACGCUUUGCAUGCUAGAGAUGAACGCAUUUCAUUAUUUAUCACACAAGACAAGCAUCCAAGCCAAAAAUCUUAA